Trichosurus vulpecula (common brushtail) is the source of this 579-nucleotide messenger RNA. It is a transcript of the gene PGLYRP1, whose product is annotated as peptidoglycan recognition protein 1. The transcript is spliced from 3 exons. The coding region runs from base 1 to 579 and encodes 192 amino acids. The record is from RefSeq and is a predicted model, not a curated record. Lineage: Eukaryota; Metazoa; Chordata; Mammalia; Diprotodontia; Phalangeridae. Gene Ontology annotation, molecular function: N-acetylmuramoyl-L-alanine amidase activity; peptidoglycan immune receptor activity; peptidoglycan binding. Gene Ontology annotation, biological process: peptidoglycan catabolic process; defense response to Gram-positive bacterium; detection of bacterium.
AUGGCACAUUGGCUGCUCCUCCUCUUGACUGCCCUCCCUGCCUUGGGGCAGAAUCCCCUGACACCAGAGAACAUGCUGCCUGGCUGCCCAGACAUUGUGUCAAAGUCUGAGUGGGGGGCCCUUUCCUCUAACUGCGUGAGGCCCCUGAACCUGCCUGUGGAGAUUGUGCUGGUGUCUCACACAGCUAGCGACCCCUGCUUCUCACCCGCAGACUGCGAACAACAGAUGAGACUCCUCCAAAGAGACCAUGUCCAAAUACGGGGCUUCUGUGACAUCGUGUACAACUUCUUAAUUGGGGAAGAUGGGCUCAUCUAUGAGGGGCGAGGGUGGUCCACCCAAGGAGCCCACUCGAGUGCCGCUUUGAACUCCAUUUCCCUGGGGAUCAGCUUCAUUGGCAACUUCCAGAAUCGAAGCCCUAAUUCCCGAGCCCUCCGGGCCAUGCAGAGCCUGCUUCGCUGUGGCUUGCAGCAUGGUGCACUGGCAUCUCAAUAUAUCAUCAGGGGAGAGCAAGGUGCGCUGGACUUCCCUGCGAACAGGCUGUAUGGCGAGCUGCGGAAACUGCCCCGAUACCGAGAAUGA